Molecule: messenger RNA, 5109 nt
Organism: Lates calcarifer (barramundi perch)
Lineage: Eukaryota; Metazoa; Chordata; Actinopteri; Centropomidae
Gene: capn8
Product: calpain 8
Biological process (GO): proteolysis
Cellular component (GO): cytoplasm
Molecular function (GO): calcium ion binding; calcium-dependent cysteine-type endopeptidase activity
Source: RefSeq, a predicted model, not a curated record
CUCUGACCCCUGAAACUCUUAGCUCCUUCAGGUCUGAACAAAGACUUUAAAACCACAUCAGUCUCUGAAAAUAAAAUGUUGUGAAACAAGUUUUAUAGUAAAGUUAAAAUGUUUUAAAGUUACGACAGAAAAACUCUGAGACAUUUACAGAAUAAGGAGCUGAAACUUUCUGCAGUCUACAGGAUCUACAGGAGUCCGGGGGUGGGGGGGGCAUGUCUGGUUUAGUUGUUGUUUUAUACUCUGUGUGUUUGUUGUUGUUGAUGGAGGCUGAUGCAGGUCCACGGUCAGACAGGAGGACUGGAGUCCACCUCAGACCUGAGCUGCUGCUGGUCCCAGGUCUGAACCUCAGGUCACCUGUCUGUCCUCAGAGCUCAGACUCAGACUCUCAGGAUGGCAACCGCGGCGGCUGAGCUGGCGAGGAGGAAGGCCCAGGAGGAGGAUGGUGCCGGCUGCUGGGCCCAUGCCGUCCCCUUCAACCAGCAGGACUUUGAGCAGCUGAGGAGUGAGUGUCUGAGGACCGGCUCGCUGUUCUGUGACCCAACCUUCCCCACAACCUGGGAUUCUCUGGGAUACAACCAGCUGGGACGCUACUCGUCCAAAACCAUCGGAGUGGAGUGGAAACGACCCACGGAGCUGUGUUCUGAUCCUCAGUUCAUCAUUGACGGAGCGAAAAGAACCGACAUCUGUCAGGGAGCUCUGGGUGACUGCUGGCUGCUGGCUGCCAUGGCCUCUCUGACUCUGGACCCUCAGAUUCUGAGCAGAGUGGUACCUCCCGGUCAGAGCUUCACGUCUCAGUACGCUGGCAUCUUCCACUUCCAGCUGUGGCAGUAUGGAGAGUGGGUGGACGUGGUCGUAGAUGAUCGGCUGCCGACCAGAGAUGGAAAACUACUGUUCGUCCACUCAGCCGAGGGACGAGAGUUCUGGAGCGCUCUGCUGGAGAAGGCCUACGCCAAGGUGAAUAGCUCAUACGAGGCUCUGACCGGAGGCUCGAGUAUCGAGGGUUUCGAGGAUUUCACCGGAGGAAUCGCAGAGAGCUAUGACCUGAAGAAAGCUCCGGCCUUCCUGUUCAACAUCAUGAGGAAAGCUCUGAAGCUCGGCUCGCUGCUUGGCUGCUCCAUCGACGUAAAACACUGACGCAGACAUUCGUCACCUGAGACACAGCUGCUCCUCCUCAGACCCAGCUUACAAACUGAUUCUGUCUCAUGUUUGUCAGAUCUCCAGCUAUAUGAGACGGAGGCUGUCACCAGUCAGAAACUGGUCAAAGGUCACGCCUACUCCAUUACUGCAGCUGAGCAGGUUCAUCACUGUGGGUCUCCUGUGGACCUGCUGAGGAUCAGGAACCCCUGGGGUCAGGUGGAGUGGACCGGAGCCUGGAGCGAUGAGUCGAAGGAAUGGGAUGGGGUUCACCCGGAGGAGAAGAGGAAGCUGGAUCACUCGGCUGACGAUGGAGAGUUCUGGAUGUCCUACACUGACUUCCUGCGUCAGUUUUCUCGCCUCGACAUCUGUAACCUGACACCUGAUACGCUGACCAGUGACGAGGUCGGUCACUGGAAUUACGCCGAGUUUGAAGGCUUGUGGAGGGUUGGCUCUACGGCCGGUGGCUGCAGGAACUACGCUGCCACGUUCUGCUCCAACCCUCAGUUCUUCAUCCGGCUGCAGGAUGUCGACGAUGACCCUCACGAUGGCGAGGACGGCUGCACUGUCCUGAUUGGUCUGAUGCAGAAAGACGCUCGCCGGGAGAGACGCUUCGGGCGAGACCUCAACACCAUCGGGUUCGCCAUCUAUCAGGUUCCUGAUGAGUAUAAAGGUCGCAGUAACAUCCACCUGGGCCCAGACGUCCUGCUGAGGACAACGGCGGUGGAUCGCAGUCAGACCUUCAUCAACCUGAGGGAGGUGUGUGAGCGCUUCAAGCUGCCGCCCGGAGACUACGCCAUCAUCCCCUCCACCUUCGAACCACACCGCAAAGGAAGCUUCAUCCUGAGGGUGUUCACCGAGAAAGAGGCCCACAGCAGUCCAAUGGAGGAAGACCUGGACACCAACAUCCAGGAGCCGGAUGUUGGACAGAACGACGUGGAUCCUCACUUCAAACAUCUCUUUGUCCAGAUCUCUGGAAAUGACUCUGAGAUUUCAGCCUUCGAGCUCCAACAGAUUUUGGACCGAGUGGUGACUCAGAGAUCUGAUGUAAAAACCGACGGCUUCAGUCUGCAGACCUGCCGUAACAUCAUCAGCCUGCUGGACAUGGACGGCAGCGCUAAACUGGGUCUGGUGGAGUUUCACGCUCUGUGGACAAAGAUCCAGAGAUACCUGGAGGUCUUUAAGCAUCACGACUCGGACGGCUCUGGUACGAUGAGCAGUCAUGAGAUGAGAGCAGCUCUGGCUGAAGCCGGUUUCCAGGUGAACAGCGCCGUGAUCCAGGAGAUCGUCGGUCGAUACGCCGACACGAACUUCGCCAUCGACUUCGACUGUUUCAUCGGUUGUUUGAUCCGUUUGGAGCUGCUCUUCAAAAUGUUCAGGACUCUGGACAAGAAGAAUCAGGGGAGGAUCGAACUGGACCUGCAGCAGUUCAUCCUGGAAAAAGCAGCUGCUGUGUUUAAAGACUUAUAUUAUGAAGGUACUCACCGGAAGUCUCACCUGUACCCGUCAGUCUUGACUCUGUCUGAACAUCAGCGGAGCGAACACUCCCUUCCUGGCCUCACACCUGCAGCCCGACCGCCCUCCACACUCUCCAAAAACUUUCCAGACCCUCCAAGUCCAGGCUCCAGACCCGGCGUCAUGGCGGGCAUCGCGAGCACCCUGCAGCACCGCCGGGAGAAGAACCAGGGCUUCGGCACCAACAGCCAGGCGGUGAAGUACCUGAACCAGGACUACGAGGCUCUGAAGCAACGCUGCUUCGAGACCGGUCAGCUGUUCCAGGACGAGACGUUCCCGGCUCUGACCUCGUCCCUUGGCUUCAACGAGCUGGGUCCGAGCUCCUACAAGGUCCGGGGGGUGACCUGGAGGAGACCCACGGAGUUGACCUCUGACCCCCAGUUCAUCGUCUCUGGAGCCACGAGGACCGACAUCUGUCAGGGAGCUCUGGGUGACUGCUGGCUGCUCGCCGCCAUCGCCUCUCUGACACUGAAUGAGGAAGUUCUGGCUCGAGUUGUCCCUCACGGACAGAGCUUUGAGGACGGAGAGUACGCCGGAAUCUUCCACUUCCAGUUCUGGCAGUUCGGGGAGUGGGUGGACGUGGUGAUCGAUGACCGUCUGCCUGUCAAAGAUGGAGAGCUGAUGUUCGUCCACUCGGCUGAAGGGAGGGAGUUCUGGAGCGCUCUGCUGGAGAAGGCCUAUGCCAAGGUGAACGGAUGUUACGAGGCUCUGUCUGGAGGAUCGACCACUGAGGGCUUCGAGGAUUUCACCGGAGGAAUCGCUGAGGUCCACGAGUUGAGGAGCCCCAGUCCACACCUGUUCCACAUCAUCCAGAAAGCUCUGGCUCGAGGAUCUUUGAUGGGCUGCUCCAUAGACAUUACGAGCUCGGCUGAUUCAGAGGCGGUCACCUCUCAGAAGUUGGUGAAAGGCCACGCCUACUCUGUGACAGGUGCAGCUGAGGUGGAUUACCGUGGUGACAUGGUAAAGUUGAUCCGGAUCAGGAAUCCCUGGGGUCAGGUGGAGUGGACCGGAGCAUGGAGUGAUGAUUCGAUGCAGUGGCGUUACAUCAACAGUGAGGACAGAGAUCGUCUCAGCCAUCGCUCAGAGGACGGAGAGUUCUGGAUGUCCUUCUCUGACUUCCUGAGACAUUACUCCCGGCUGGAGAUUUGUAACCUGACACCUGACGCUCUGAGUGACGACAGCCUCUCUAAGUGGGCUCUGUCCAAGUUUGAGGGCAGCUGGAGGAGUGGAUCGACCGCUGGAGGCUGCAGGAAUUAUCCCAACACAUUUUGGACGAACCCUCAGUUUGUGAUCAAACUGGACGAGGAGGACGACGACCCGGGCGACGGUGAGGCCGGCUGCAGCUUUGUGGUCGGUCUGAUCCAGAAGAACCGCAGACGCAUGAGGAAGAUAGGAGAGGACAUGCACACGGUCGGCUUCGCCAUCUACGAGGUUCCUGACGAGUAUGCCGGUCAGAGGAGCAUCCACCUGAACAGGAACUUCUUCCUGCGUCAUGCCUCCGCCGCUCGCUCCGAAACCUUCAUCAACCUGAGAGAAGUCUGCAGCCGCUUCUGUCUGCCGCCCGGAGAGUAUCUGAUUGUUCCGUCCACCUUCGAACCCAACAAGAACGGAGACUUCUGUGUCCGAGUCUUCUCCGAGAAACAGGCCGACUUCCAAGAGUUGGACGACCCCAUCGAGUCCAGAGUGGAGAAGAUCGAGAUUGAUGAGGACGACGUGGAUGAUCGGUUCAGAAAUCUGUUUGGACAGCUGGCAGGAGGGGACUGUGAGAUCAGUGCCUUCGAGCUGCAGAAGAUCCUCAACAAAGUGGUGACCAAACGAUCUGACAUCCAGACCAGCGGCUUCAGCCUCACAACCUGUCGCAACAUGGUCAACCUGCUGGAUAAAGACGGCAGCGGCAAACUGGGUCUGGUGGAGUUUAAAAUUCUGUGGACCAAAAUCGAGAGCUUCCUGAAUAUUUACCGUCAGAAGGACGUGGAUAACUCCGGGACGAUGAGCUCCACAGAGAUGAGGACGGCUGUGGAGGAAGCAGGUUUCAGUCUGAACAAUCCUCUGCAUCAGGUCCUGGUGGCUCGUUACAGUGAACCAGAUCUCACCAUUGACUUCGACAACUUCGUUGGCUGUUUGGUUCGUCUGGAGAGCAUGUUCAACACAUUCAACACGUUGGACAAAGACAACUCAGGAACCAUCGAGCUGAACAUCCUGGAGUGGCUGAACUUCUCUCUGCUCUGAAGAAUCAGGACAAGGACCAGGCUGAUCCAGAUCCUGAGAGACAGCUCAGACCUGAAAUAUUCUCCAUGUGGUUUAUAAACUGUUUUAAUCAUGAGGAUGUUAGUGUAACACUGACUGAUCGAUCAGUCUCUGUACUCAGGUGGAUUUUAAUCAGGUGAAGCUGAUUCUCACCUGUAUGACCUGUACCUGCAGAAACAUUCAAUCAUAAUAAAGAAAAAACAGAAUCACCCA